AGGACAAUACCAGGAGACAUCCAUUGUUGAAGCGGCAGCAUUACAGAAGCCCGGCCAAAGGAAACAGAAAUUAAAUCAUACGUCAGCUGCUAAGCCGAGAAGUUCAUACGAAGUACAAACAAAGUUGGACAAGUGAGAAGUGCAAACCAGACCUAAUGUAAACCUAGGAUCUAAUUGACUCAUAAUAGCAUAAUGAAAGACGGUUAACUUACAGUUACGUAAUAAUAAACAGAGACUAGCUUGAGUACAAACAACACCAUAUAGGGCACGAUGAACAAAAGAUGUUUGUACCCAUGCUAGACCAUGAUGCAUCAUGCUACCUAUCAGAAAAGGUAUAUUGGAAAUCAUGACGUCACUAAUCAAGUGUCAUAAUGCAGCGAUCGCCCCUUCUCUGUCUCUUAUACACUUCUGGUUCAUGAAAGAUGGCAUCGGUAUCGGAGCUUCCAAAACAGAAAAGGAUUGCUAUUAUAGGAGGUGGCUUGGUUGGGUCACUGAAUGCCAUMUAUUUCGCAAGACGUGGAUUCAAACACAUAAUAUCUCUUGAAAGAAAGAAGGUGAACGAACAUCUGCUAACGGUUGCAGAAAGCUAUUCCAAUGUUGAACAUCACUUUGAGCACAAGCUUCUUCAGACAGACCUGGAAAAUGGCCGAGUUACAUGCCGUUGGAACGAAGAAAAAGUAGAAAUCAAUGCAGAUUUGAUUGUCGGCUGUGAUGGAGCAUAUUCUACUAUCAGAAAAGAAAUGAUGAGAAAACCAAGAUUUGAUUACAGUCAAACCUAUAUCCCUCACGGAUACAAAGAGUUACGCGUGCGACCCACCCAAKAUGGCCAGUUUGCAAUUGAGAAAAACUACUUUCACAUUUGGCCCAGAGACACGUUCUUGUUGAUUGCCACUCCUAAUCCAGAUUAUUCAUUUACCUGCACCCUUUUUGCUCCAUUCGACCAGUUUGACAAAAUCACCAAUAAGUUUUUUUCAAGAGAAUUUCCGGAUUUUAUGGAAUUAGUUGGAGAAGAUGAUUUGGCAGAGGACUUUUUCAAUAACCCAACAGGAACGAUGGUCUCUAUCAAGUGCAAGCCGUACCACGUGAAGGACAAGGCAGUGAUCAUGGGUGAUGCUGCUCAUGCUAUGGUGCCAUUUUAUGGACAAGGAAUGAACUGCGGUUUUGAAGAUUGUAUCAUUUUUGAUGAGCUUCUCGAAAAACACAACAACGACAUUGGAGCUGCCUUGGCUGACUAUUCUGAAGUAAGGAAUCCUGAUGCUGAAGCAAUCUGUGACUUGGCAAUGUACAACUACGUCGAGUUGCGAUCAUCCGUCAACUCUACUCUCUUCUUAACCAAAAGGAAAUUCUACAGUUUUCUUCAUAAGUUGAUGCCCAACACCAUCAUUCCACUCUACACCAUGGUGACGUUUUCGAGGAUUCCUUAUCACGCUGUCAUCAAGAGGAACAGCUACCAAGACAAGAUUGUCAACGCAGCUUUCCUCCUUCUCAUGCUUGCUGUUGCAAUUGGCAGCCUCGCCAAAAUUUUGGACCUGGCUUAGCUUCACUGUAAAAUAGUUUUAGUUUUUAGCGAUUAGUAUUAAAGGACUUUAGCUUUGUGUCUAGACUUUCCCCUGUGAGCAAAGAAACAAAGAAAAGAAAUGACUUUUUGAUAUGAAUUUUAG
This is a messenger RNA of Actinia tenebrosa (Australian red waratah sea anemone), 1661 nucleotides long. RefSeq names its product kynurenine 3-monooxygenase-like. Gene Ontology annotation, molecular function: kynurenine 3-monooxygenase activity; FAD binding. Gene Ontology annotation, cellular component: mitochondrial outer membrane. The record is from RefSeq and is a predicted model, not a curated record. Lineage: Eukaryota; Metazoa; Cnidaria; Anthozoa; Actiniaria; Actiniidae.